Phacochoerus africanus (Common warthog) is the source of this 1061-nucleotide messenger RNA. RefSeq names its product G protein subunit gamma 11 (gene GNG11). Gene Ontology annotation, molecular function: G-protein beta-subunit binding. Bases 537 to 758 code for a protein of 73 amino acids. The record is from RefSeq and is a predicted model, not a curated record. NCBI's taxonomy places the organism in Eukaryota, Metazoa, Chordata, Mammalia, Artiodactyla, Suidae. Gene Ontology annotation, biological process: G protein-coupled receptor signaling pathway. Gene Ontology annotation, cellular component: heterotrimeric G-protein complex. The transcript is spliced from 2 exons.
GUGAAGGGCCGUUAUUUCCUGCAGGGUAGUGUCCUCCUUUUGCUUGCUUCACAAACAAAACCCGGAUGUGACUUGGAAACGAAAAAAAAAAAGGAACAAAAAGUAAAACUUUUGUUGUUUCUCCAGGAAAGUGGAAGUGGGCUAGCUCAGCUCCAACCUUGGGCCCCAGCCCAGGCCGGUCCCCCGCGGAAGUGGCAGGGUGGGGAGCCGAAGAGCGGCAUCCCGCGGGAGAGCGCACGGCCUCACUACUUCGGCCGCCCCGCAAACUGAACCCUCUCUGGACUCACUGGGGCAGGCCUCCCGGGGUAGUGGGGACCUGAGAAAGAGCCCAGGGCUUUUAAGACCGUGGGACGCUAGGCAGGGCUGGCGUUAGAGGACGUCGUCGGGGCGCUGGGGACCACGGCCCGGGGAGGCAGUCACCUCCUGCGCAGGCGGGGUGCGCCAGCAGCGCAGUUAUUUCAGGAGGCGCCAGAGUUUGCCGCCCGUCCAGGCGCUCCACUUCCAGAGCUGCCCCUGCGGCUGGUUCUGGGGUGAAAAUGCCGGCCCUUCACAUCGAAGAUCUGCCAGAAAAGGAAAAGCUGAAGAUGGAAGUUGAGCAACUUCGCAAAGAAGUCAAGCUGCAGAGACAACAGGUAUCUAAAUGUUCUGAAGAAAUAAAGAACUAUAUUGAAGAACGUUCUGGAGAAGAUCCUCUGGUGAAAGGAAUUCCAGAAGACAAGAAUCCCUUUAAAGAAAAAGGCAGCUGCAUUAUUUCAUAAAUAACCCUGUGGAGAAACUUCAUCCUCAGUGGAAGGAAUAUUUUGUUGUAUUUUUCUGAAGUAAGACCGAAGUGCCUUUUAAAGAAGGAACAACGAAAGUUAAAGGAGACUUUCUUAAGCAUUCACAUAAAUAUGGUCAUGUCUGAAAGCUUUGUGCCUCUCAUCUUCAUUCACUACACACUUCUUAUAAGAGGGCGCUCAGUCCAGAUGGACAAUUAUGGAAAUAAGGACAUCACUUGUGCUUGACUCACCUUCAGUAUUAUUGCUUGAUGCCUCAAAUAAAGUUUUAUCUCUGGAAACUGA